Molecule: messenger RNA, 4659 nt
Organism: Zophobas morio
Lineage: Eukaryota; Metazoa; Arthropoda; Insecta; Coleoptera; Tenebrionidae
Exons: 8
Coding region: 1-4659 (1552 amino acids)
Biological process (GO): proteolysis; DNA integration
Molecular function (GO): zinc ion binding; aspartic-type endopeptidase activity; nucleic acid binding
Source: RefSeq, a predicted model, not a curated record
AUGACGGACAACGGCGACGAUAAGCAGGAAAUCGCUGACCUACGCCAACAACUGAACGUCCUACAACAAAUGCUCCAGAAUCUGCACUCAACUGCAAAACGAAGCGUAAUUAAUUCAGUGCCGGCUCCCGAAGCAUUUAGUUUCGACAAAAACGAAUGGACGGCAUGGCUAACGCAUUAUGAACGCUACAGAAUAACGACAAAGUUGGACACAGCAGACGAGAAAGUACAAAUAAAUAGUCUUUUGCUCCACAUGGGCCAGAAAGUCACGAAGAUUCUCGAAACGAAAAAGAAAGACGAGUAUUCAUUCGACACGUACGCAGAGGCGAAACAAUUUUUUACUGGCUACUUUGUUGGAACUACAAAUAUAAUUUAUGCAAGAGCCAAGUUCAAUCGGAGAAACCAAAAAGAAGGUGAGUCCGCACAAGAAUAUAUUACUGCCAUUGUUGCUCUAGGUAAAGACUGUAAAUACGGACAGUUAGAGGAUGAAUUGGUUCGUGACCGACUUGUAGUGGGCAUACGGGAUCAAAAAUUAUCCGAGUCACUACAAUUGACUGAAAAAUUAACCCUAGAAAUGACGGUAAAUAAAAUUAUGCAAGCUGAGACGAUCAAAACAGAAAACCAAGAGCUCAGAGAGGGGGUGCAUAUAGGCGCUGUCAAGAACAAAAAGCCACAAAAGCAGAAAAGUAGUCGAGAACAAAGGAAUCGACCAGAAAAAAAGAAAAACAGAAACAAAUGUAUGCGCUGUGGUAAAGAACCAAGCCAUCCCAGAACAGAAUGUCCAGCCAACAACCAAAAAUGCAGAAAAUGUCGACUGAUUGGUCACUAUGGGUCUGAGUGCCGAACGAAACGAAUUAAUGAAAAUGUACAAGCAGAUCAAAGUAGCACUGACAACAGUGACUAUGAGCUUUAUCGAAUUAUUAAGGUGAACAGAGUGCAGCGAUCCAGCCGGUUUCGCAUGACUCUCAACUGUGGUGAAAUAAAAUUAGUCUUUAAACUUGACACAGGGGCUGAGGAAUCGGUCAUAACCUCAAAAGACUAUGAAGAGAAAUUAAAAAAUCAUUACAGAUUGAAACCUACUCGAACAGUAUUAGCAGGUUUGGGCCAAAACAGAUGUCCCGUGCUGGGCAAAAUAAAAAUUCGCUUAGAAAUAGGUGGGAGACAAGAAGUCAUUAAAGCCUACGUCGCUGACACGAACGAAAACCUUCUGGGUGAACCAGCUUUGCUGAAACUACAGAUCGUACAGCGGUUGGGAAACGAGAUAAAAAUGAUCGAUCAAGUGAGGCUAGAAAAUAAGCGAUCAACCAAAGAAGAAAUUCUCGCAAAAUGGCCUGAAGUAUUCAAAGGUUUGGGGAAGUUACACAACUUUCAGCAUAAGAUCUGUGUUGAGGAGGGCGCAGUUUCAUUCUCCAUUGCGACACCCAGGAGAAUACCCCUUCCGUUAAUGAAGCAAGUGGAAAAAGAAAUAAACAAAAUGGUGACACAAGAAGUGAUCGAACGUGUGGACAGUCCAACAGAGUGGUGUGCACCUAUGGUGGUAGCACAAAAGAAAAACGGUAAAGUACGUGUGUGUGCAGACUUUACGCAAUUAAAUCAGUUCGUGAGACGCGAACGGUAUCAGCUCCCAUCAGUGGACGAAACGCUUGCCAAAUUGAGGGAAGCCAAGUUAUUUUCGAAAUUAGAUUUCUCUUCCGGGUUUUGGCAACUGGAAAUUACACCGGAAUCACGAAAAUACACCGCGUUCAUAACACCUUUCGGAAGAUACAUGUAUCGAAGAAUACCUUUCGGUAUAACAUCGGCUCCAGAAAUAUUUCAAAAAACACUGUAUGGAAUAAUACAAGAACUUCAGUCUGACUGGAUACACGUGCAUGCUGACGAUAUUCUAGUCACGGGCAGAAACAGUCAAGAACACAAUGAAAAUUUGGACAAAGUGCUAACAGUAGUGAAGAAACACGGUUUAACGCUCAACAAAGACAAAUGUGAAUUCAACAAAUCAGAAACCUCUUACUUGGGAUAUGUUGUUGGAGCGGAAGGUAUCAAAAUUGACCCAAAAAGCAUAGCAGCUAUUCGUGACUAUCCAGCACCCAACAACCCAACAGAAGUCAAACGAUUUCUUGGUAUGGUAAAUUAUGUCGCGAAAUUUAUUAGCAAUGUUGCCGAGAAAACCAAGUAUCUACGAGAGACGAUAAAAAACAGCACGUCAUUUGUAUGGACAGAAAAACACGAGGAAGAAUUCCAGAAUUUAAAGGAAACUAUAGCAUCAGCUCCCGUAUUAGCAAAAUAUGACGUCGACAAACCAACACGAGUCGCAGCCGACGCCUCAGCAUUUGGAAUUGGAGCUGUGUUGGAACAACAGCAAAAUGACGACAACUGGAAACCAGUGUACUUUUGUUCCAAAACCUUAAGUGACGCGGAGCAACGGUAUGCUCAGAUCGAAAAAGAAGCACUCGCAGCCACGUGGGCAUGCGAACGGUUAGAGCAAUUUCUCAUAGGAUCGCGUUUUUUAGUGCUAACGGACCACAAACCGCUGUUAGUGAUAUUAACGACGAAAGAAAUUAAUAAACUCUCCAACCGAUUACAAAGACUAAGAAUGCGGUUGUUAAAGUUUAAUUAUGAUGUGCAAUACGUCCCGGGAAAAACAUUCCAUGUACCCGACGCGUUAUCUCGCGCACCUCUACACGAAGGCGACCGCGACGGCGAUUCAGCGCUUAAGGACCAGGAAAUAUAUAUCAACGCAGUGUUGACAGAACUAUCAUCGAGUUCCUGCUCAGAAGAGGUGGUACGGAAACAUCAGGAGGAAGAUCAAGAAAUGCAACUAUUGAAGAAAUUUGUAGUAGAAACAUGGCCAGGAAAACCACCUACUGCCGUGACACCAUACUUUAAAUUUCGUAACGAAUUAAAAAUCCACAAUAACCUAAUCUGUUAUAGAGAUCGCUUAGUAAUUCCCAGGUCCCUCCGCAAGCAAUGUUUGCGAGUACUACACGAUGGACACCUGGGCACGCCCAAAUGUCUGGAAAAAGCGAAGACAACAGUUUGGUGGCCUGAAAUACGCCGACAUCUGAAGGAUAUGGUUGAAAACUGCGAGACUUGUAUCAAGCACCGCCAGCCUGUAGUCGAGCCAAUGAUCCCUUCCACAGUACCAUCCCGUCCGUGGAAAGUCCUAGGUGCGGACCUCGCCUACUACAAUGGAAAGAAUUACCUAGUGGUGCAGGACUAUUACUCGAAAUACCCUGAAAUUCGCAAGCUGAAAAAACUGACUAGCUUAGAAACAAUAGAAUAUCUCAAGGACAUAUUCUCGCACCAUGGAAUUCCGGAAGAAUUAAGAAGCGAUAACGGUAAACAGUUCGACAGCCUCGAGUUCAGAACUUUUGCCAAGGACUACGGAUUUCGAUGGGUGAGCAGCAGCCCGGAAUUCCAGCAGAGUAAUGGACAAGCAGAAAGUGCAGUCAAACUAUUGAAAACCAUCUUGAAGAAGAACGAGGAUCCAUUUCUGGGCAUGCUGGCCUACAGAAAUACUCCCUUAUCCUGCGGAGCCUCCCCAGCCCAGCUGUUGUUUGGCAGGCAGUUACGGGACAGGGUGCCAGCAAUAAGCAGAAGAUUGGUACCAAAGCUGCCAAACCAUCAAGCAAUUAGGAGAGAAAUGGAGGCAGAAAAACAACGACAAAAACAUCACUACGAUAGACGGCAUCGCACGAAAGAUAAUGCGGAGCUGAAAGCUGGUGAUCGAGUGUGGCUUAUUCAUCGAAAAGAAGAGGGAAUGGUGCAGACGCCAGAUGAAACACCAAGAUCAUACUGGGUAAAGACUCCUCAUGACCAGUGGACAGUUGUCGAAUUUGAUACGAAGGAAAUUUCGACAGUACCAGUUGCAUGGCUUCUACAGAAUGAGAAUCAACAAUGUUGCAUGUGGCCCAAAAGCCACAUCAGGAAACAUAUUACAAAACAAACGAAACCGGCUGAUGACUGGGAAAAAUGGCCCAUAAUAACGUUGCUGGCAUCACCAGUUUCUUAUCACGAGGCAAUAGCGUAUGAAAAAAAGAAGGAAGAAGAAACCUCAGACACGUCCGCAACAGACAAUGAGAAAACAUUGAUUAUGAAAAGGAAGAGAAAACGAAAGAAAGAUCCUGAGUUUACCUUAUACGAUGAUGACGAUGAGGAUCAAAAACAUCAGAAUGCCCGCUGUAUCUCGCCUCCCCCUAAAAUUUGUGUAAGGGAAGAGGAUAUAUCUUUCUCGUCUUGCGCGACUGAUGAUACCUCACUUCGGAGCGAUUAUCUCAUGUUCAAAGCUCCUCUAGGAGAUGUUACCAUAGUAUGGGACAGCAACGAUGGAGACGGCAACCAACCACGAAUCGAUGGGUAUGGGACAGUGACGACGGAGACGGCAACCAACCACGAAUCGACGAAUAUGGGACAUGACGACGGAGACGGCAACCAACCACGAAUCGACGAAUAUGGGACAGUGACGACGGAGACGGCAACCAACCACGAAUCGAUGGUAUCGCUUAAUUCGACAGACUUAAUGCCUCCGCCUCCUCUUAUUGCACCAACGCCGGAAAUAAUACAAGAUGGAGUUUCAGAGGUCAACUAUGUCAACUUACAAGAUGCAGAGAUUGUUUAUGACAAUGUUUCUCAAAACGAGGAUUUAUAUACCGCAGGUAUUUAG